AUGUUCAACCAGUAUCAGGCCGAGGUAUUGGCCGAGAAACCAACCGCACGAGAAAAAGACGUAAACUACGCUCAAGGUCCCGAAAUACAGGGCUCGGACAGUGGCAUUUCGUUGCACUCGCGGGAGGAUCUGAAAUCGAGGAGCAACUUUUUGAACCUCGGCAUCCAGCGGGCCGCGGCGCUCGGGCUGGCCGGCGACAAGCAGCAGGCGGACUCGACGAAGGUCCUGGCACUGCCCCAGGACCUGCACGAUCUGCCGUUCGACAUGCCCAAGCUGCGGCGACGGCGGGCCCAUCUACAGCAGGAACCGUGCACAUCCGGUAGUGUAACGUCGGUGGACGUCGGUGAUUUACCCUUCGACAUGCCGAAGCUACGCCGACGGCUGCGAUUGUCACAGAACCAGCACUCGGGGGUUAAAGGGCUGCUCCAGACGAGCACCGAAUCCAGUGGGCUGUCGCAAGCCUCGUCCAGUCUGUCGAUGCGAGACUCCGACAACAAGUUUGCGAUGGCUGGUGGCGGAUUCUUUAAGCAGAGCCUCACAUUAAACUUGAACGACUGUGGUAGCCGACCGGCGAAGAAGUUCGGCACGCUCGACCUCGGCCUGAAUCUGGGUGCCAACCGGCCAAACGUCGAUCUGAUCGACGCUUCCAUUCCUCUGGACCGGCAAGGCUGGUACCACGGGUCGAUUAGCCGGAUCGAUGCGGAGAAAAUUCUUCGCCCACUGUCGGAGGGGAGCUUUCUGGUGCGCAACAGUGAAUCGACCCGACAGGACUACUCGCUGACGCUGAAGAGCGCCAAAGGUUUUAUGCACAUGCGGAUCCAGCGGGACACCGACUCGGGCCAGUUCAUCCUGGGCCAGUUCAGCCGACCGUUCCCGACGAUACCGGACAUGAUACGGCACUUUUGCCUGAACCGGCUGCCGGUGCGCGGUGCCGAACACAUGUGUCUUCUGGAGCCGGUGAUUGCGCAGAUUCUUUGAACGAGCUGCUGCUGGAUCCUGCCCCAGUUUUCCCAAAACCAAACCAAAGUCCUGUGAGGUAGUGCCUAAGUGGCGUGCCGGUGCGCUAGGCGAAUCGCGGGUGGCACAGCCGCCGCCGUUCCGUUCCGUCAGUCGGAAGCAGCUAGAAAGCUGCUCGUUUCUAGCAUUAGCCGAGAAAAACUGGUCAGUGCCCCGAAGAAGAAUAAACGCAACAAAGCCGCACCACGCGCAGUAGGAGCCAUCCCUUUUGAGACGCAAACCAGUAGAAAGUAAACGAUAGGCGGCUGGAGAAGGUCGCGAGAGGCAGCGUUACUAGAAACCACCACCAUGUUUAACUUCAGACACGUAACUUCCUAUGUACAGAGAGGUAGUAGCCCUAGUAGGUUCGCGGAAGGCUUGGUUUGUAGCAGGUUUUCGUCUUACAUUGUGUUUUCUCUUUGUGACAAUAAUUGUUAUGUUCAGCAAAUCAACGAAGCGAAGCGAAGGUUCACGGCAGGUGGUCAUGGGAUAUCAUGGAUUGAACUCACGCCUGACAACAACGGGAUCCGUCUACCGGUUCCGUAACGGCUUUGCUGGGGUCAGGAUCAGAAGUGGGGCGUGGAUCAAAGAAACCAUUUUGAACAUAAAAUAUGUAAGCAGGCAUCGGCCUGCGCAGGCGUUGUCGUUUCAAAUGUUGUGAUAUCUACGGUAUGGGUUAUGUUGAAGACAUUUGCUGGUUUCCUUCCCAUUUCAUGCGUAACGUCUGUGCGUUUUUCUAGCUCUAGCGAGUGAGUUUAAAAGGGGAAAAGGGCCAGGAAAUGAGAAGAGUGCAUCGGGGUGCGCCGAGUGGUGCAUCACUGAAAUGGUUUCGGAUCGGGAAGAAAGAGUGAAACAGCGAAGCGAAGUACUACAGUUAGAGAGCACACUUGUGGGACGAAUGUGCAAGAAAUCUGUAUGCCAAAAUAGAACUCACUGUGAACGACACCUAGGUUUGUAUAGUCGAAAGAGUAACUUUGUUUCCUACCCCCGGUCAUACGGUGAACUUUCGUAGGACGUAGUGCGUACUUUCUUUUACGUGAUUCACUUUAGAUUUCCUAAGUCCUCUGAAGAGUGCAAUAUUUAGUUAUUUAGGUAGCGGCGGCGUUAAUGAUCCAUUCGAUCCAAUCGGUUGCUAGAAGUUGCGUUGUUGAGGAGCAUCGCCUCGCGCCCGUAGCCAAAACAAGACAGUAGAGAUACGGUUUGGUUUUAGUGAUUGCUGCCUGCGUAGAGUGGUGCAGGUUUCCAGAGUCUCGUUUGUAUUAUUUGUGAAUGUCGCACAAAACUGCUAUCUAGAGUCAAUCACACUCAUCUGCAUCAUCAUGAGCUAGAGGUCGGGAGCUACUGGUGCUGGUACUUAUGUUCCUUCUUACCGAAUUGUUUCCGUUUUCCCACAGCAUCACGAAUAUCUCCCGUCGAGGGACAGCAACAAUUUGUACUCCAACCUAUAUUAACCAGUAGUUUAAAAAGGGCAGUGCAUUGCGUGUAUUAUUUAUGGUAUCAUUGAACCAUUUCGGUGACAAAGUACGAGUAAAAUACGUUCAUAAUACAGAAACACUCACGGAA
This is a messenger RNA of Anopheles cruzii, 2559 nucleotides long. RefSeq lists its product as uncharacterized. Gene Ontology annotation, molecular function: phosphotyrosine residue binding. The transcript has 7 exons. The coding region runs from base 1 to 978 and encodes 325 amino acids. The record is from RefSeq and is a predicted model, not a curated record. NCBI's taxonomy places the organism in Eukaryota, Metazoa, Arthropoda, Insecta, Diptera, Culicidae.